AUGAAGUGGGUUUACAAGAUCAAGCGGGACGCUUACGGGAAUGUGGAACGGUACAAGUCCCGGCUGCUGGCGAUGGGCUACCUGCACAAGCGGGGGAAUCACUUCGACAAGGCCUACACCUUGGCGCCGCAUGCGUGGCACAUGCGUCCGAGAGAAGAGCUCGAGAGAAUUGAGUUCGUGGCGUCCAUGGUGGACGCGGCGCUUUGCACGGGGAUUGUGCCCGGGGAGCGGGUCUACCUCGUGGUGUGGGUGAACAUCCUCGUGGCGGCCCGUGGUGCAGAGCAAAUUGCAAAGCUGAAGGUGCAUUUGGCGGAAAGGUUCGACGUGCGCGAUUUGGGGGAGGCGAAAUACUUUUUCGGGAUGGAGCUAACGCGCGAUAUGGAGGCGUGCACCCGGACGCAGAAGAAACUGACGGGGAAGCUGGUCGGACAUUAUGAACAGGCGGACGCACGGGCGCGUAGCGUUCCUUUUGGAACGGAUGACAAGUUAACGAAGGAGGGCGAGCCCCUCGACACGAAGCGGUUCUCAUACAACGAGUGGGUGGGAAAUUUGUUGAACCUGAGUGUGUGCAUGAUGCCCGACAUCGCACAGGCGGUGGGCGCACUUGCGCGCUAUAUGGCAGGGCUGACAGAGGCGUCCUGGCGGGCGACGCUUGGAGUUGUGCGCUACCGGGCGGCAACAGCAAAGGACGGGGUGACCUUCGGUGAGUGA
This is a messenger RNA of Klebsormidium nitens, 711 nucleotides long. The record is from the annotation of a GenBank genome assembly. NCBI's taxonomy places the organism in Eukaryota, Viridiplantae, Streptophyta, Klebsormidiophyceae, Klebsormidiales, Klebsormidiaceae.